Molecule: messenger RNA, 1547 nt
Organism: Trematosphaeria pertusa
Lineage: Eukaryota; Fungi; Ascomycota; Dothideomycetes; Pleosporales; Trematosphaeriaceae
Product: FAD/NAD(P)-binding domain-containing protein
Exons: 5
Coding region: 48-1547 (499 amino acids)
Biological process (GO): secondary metabolite biosynthetic process
Molecular function (GO): FAD binding; monooxygenase activity
Source: RefSeq, a predicted model, not a curated record
GUGGUCUGAAACUUCUUACCUUCGGGAUCCUGAGAGCGACUGUGAAGAUGGCUGACAACAACGAGGCGAUAAAGAAAUGUAGAAACAAUAUCGAAGCGCUUCUGAGCCAGAAAGGUCAUGCAGGCCUUCGGGAAACAUCGUACCCUUCGCGAAGCUUGAACUUCCUGCAGCGCGUCAACAAGAGGUGGCCGCAAAGAAGGCCCCCAUUCCAAGCCCACUGCCAGCCACCGCCACAAGAAGAUCUCCCAUUGCAAGCUAAAGUAAAACUCAACAUAGUGGUUGCGGGAGCUGGCCUGGGAGGAUUAGCAACCGCCAUUGCGCUCAGAAGACGUGGCCACGCCGUAACCGUCUUCGAAAAAGCGCCUGAGUUGGGAGAGGUCGGGGCCGGUAUUCAAGUCCCACCAAAUUCAAGCCGCCUACUACUCAAAUGGGGCUUGGGACCAUAUCUUGGAGGAAAAGCCAUCGAGCCGCACGCAAUCCGUAUGCGCAGAUGGCAAAACGGCGAAGUGCUCAGCUUGACGAAGCUUCUCCCAGAUUUCCGAGAUCGGUUCGGUGCGCCAUACUACGUUGUGCAUAGAGCCAAUCUGCAACUUGCGAUGCACAAGCUUGCGCUCGAUCUCGGCGUCGAGGUGAAGGUCAGUUCGGGGGUGAAUAGGUACGAUGCAGAGACGCCGAGCGUGGGGCUUGAAGAUGGAUCGGUAUACCAGGCGGAUCUUGUUGUUGCGGCAGAUGGGAUAAAAUCUGAAGCUCGGAAAGUAGUGUUGGACGGAGAGGACCAGCCGCCGAAGAAAGCGGGAUUCGCUGCGUACAGAGCUAUGGUAGAUGCUGAGAUGAUGAGAGGCGACCCGGACGUGUCGUGGUUGCUUGAAAGUCCUGGGCAAAACCUCUGGCUCGGCGACCAACGGCACGUCAUGACCUAUACGAUCGCAGGCGGUAAAUCAUUCAACAUGGUGCUUUCGCACCCGGAGGACUCUGAUCCAGCGACUUGGAAUCAGGCGACCGUAAUUGAAGAUAUGAAGCGGCAUUUCGAAGGCUGGGAUCCACGCAGGCUCGUAAAGGUUAUCAGCAUGAUUCGCACGACCCUGAAAUGGCCUCUCUUAUCUGGCAAAUGUCUCCGAAAAUGGGUUUCGACCUCCGGAAAACUCCUCAUUCUCGGUGACGCCGCGCAUCCUAUGGUGCCUUAUAUGAGUGAAGGCGCAGCAAUGGCUGUGGAGGACGGUGCUGCUCUCGCUGAGAUCCUAUCCCUGCUUGACUCCAAAUCGCAGCUCCACAGCGCGCUCCAGAUCUUCGAGCGCGUACGGCUUCUAAGGGCAGGGCAAAUGCAGGAAGCGAGUUUGGUCAAUGGGAAAUUGUGGCACUUCGCGGACGGGCCGGAGCAGAGGGCAAGGGACGAGGCGAUGAGGCCAGAGGUGGAAGAGAGGGAGUUUGAGGAAAGCCCGAACCAAUGGAGCGACCCGGUUACGGCGGCUUGGGCGUACGGCUAUGAUGCUGAGGAAGAAGUCCGCAAGGCUUUCAUCGAGAAUCAGAGCAGAAAUGCAAAGUUGUAG